AUGACAACUUGCCUUGAAAAUUCUGACCUAUAUACUGUUGCAUGGAUAGCCGCAUUGGGCAUUGAGCAAGCAGCAGCCCUCGCUUUGCUUGACGAUCAUCAUAGUCCACCAAAAAGCUUCAUACAACCUUCUUCCGAUACAAACUCCUAUGAAUGGGGUGAGGUCAGCGGACAUAACAUUGUGAUCGCCUCACUUCCCGCCGGGUCAUACGGGAAUACCUCGGCAGCUACUACCGCAUCUGCUUUGAUUCACACAUUUCCCCAUAUCCGGAUCGGCUUGUUGGUGGGCAUCGGUGGAGGCAUCGCUAGGCCUGAUCUAGGUCAAGACGUUCGUCUUGGUGACAUUGUUGUCAGUCAGCCUGACUGGACGAGUGGAGGAGUGAUUCAAUAUGAUUUUGGAAAAGCAAAGUCAAACGGUGUUUGGGAGCGAAAGGGAUAUCUCGAUAAACCACCAAUGGUCCUUCUCAAUGUACUGACUAGGUUGCGGGCCCGGCAUGAGAUUUCACCAUCCAAAAUACCCGCACUUCUCCAGGCAAUGCUUGAAGCCAAUCCUCGGAUAAGACGGCAGAAGACAGAUUAUCGCCAUCAGGGCUCCGAGACCGAUCGGCUGUUCAAAUCACAACAUGACCAUUUCGGUGGCAUCUCUUGCAACAUGUGUAACUCCGCCUGGGAGAUUAAGCGCCAAGGGAGAGAAUCAACCGAGCCAGAGCUUCAUUACGGCAUAAUUGCUUCCGGGAAUAGACUGAUCAAAGACGCAGCCACCAGGGAUAAACUAUCAGAGGAUACAGGACAUCGAUGUCUAUGUAUAGAGAUGGAGGCUGCUGGCCUGAUGGAUUGUUUCCCCUGUCUGGUUAUUCGUGGGAUAUGCGACUAUGCAGAUUCUCAUAAGAAUGAUCGAUGGCAGCGCUAUGCGGCGGCGACAGCAGCAGCGUUCGCAGUUGAGCUGCUCGGAGAUGUCCCCACUGCAGAUCUCAAAAGAACAAGGACAGCUAUCGAAGCACUUCAAGGGUGUAAGUACAGAUCAAAUCUCAAAAUGAAUCAAUCUCCUUAUACUAACUAUCAAUAUAACACUGGAGCAAAGAGUGGAUCAAAUAGAGUAAGCUAUGAUUAA
Molecule: messenger RNA, 1110 nt
Organism: Penicillium malachiteum
Lineage: Eukaryota; Fungi; Ascomycota; Eurotiomycetes; Eurotiales; Aspergillaceae
Product: 5'-methylthioadenosine/S-adenosylhomocysteine nucleosidase family protein
Exons: 1
Coding region: 1-1110 (369 amino acids)
Biological process (GO): nucleoside metabolic process
Molecular function (GO): catalytic activity
Source: RefSeq, a predicted model, not a curated record